GGGAAUGGUAGGAGGAGGAGGAGUGGGAACGGGAGGCGGAGCAACAGUAACAGGGGGCGGGCUCGUGGGAGUAGGGGUCGGAAUGGGCGUCGGCGUGGGUGUGGGCGUGGGCGUGGGCGCCCCAGAGCUCAUCCCGGCCGCCGAGGUGAAGAAGGAGGCGGCGCCGGAGAGCCGCGGCGUGUGGCAGCCGGUGCAACUAGACAAGGGCAGCGGCUGCACCUCCGAGCCCGUGGCGUCGACGCCGAGCACCCAGUCGCCCCCCGCCGUGAACCACGUGCUCCCGGCGCCGCCGCCGCCAGUCAAGCCGCCCCCGACUCCGCCGCCGCCGCCGUCGCCGCAGCCGGAGCCCGUGAGCCGCCUGGACAUCGAGGAGAGGAGGCUGCGCGAGCUGCGCGAGGCGGGGCUGGAGGUGGAGGAGGCCGAGGAGGUGCUGCAGGAGGAGGCCGUGGCGCCGCCGCGCGCCUUCACGCUGGUGUGCACGAAGGGCCCCCCCGCCCCCCUCGACGACUCCCAGGAGAAAAUGCAGUUCCUCGGGAGGAUCGGGCUGACCACCCACGCUCACGCGCAGGAGGCCGAGCUGUCCCACUGCGAGCGGCGCGCCCGCGUGCUCAGCGCCCUGGAGCCGUCGUCGGUCCCGUCGUCGCCAAAGAGCACCGAGUCCUUCUCGGAGGAGCUGGUUCCUCUGCUGGCGCCCGGACACAGCCUCCCCGCAGUCAUUACCUCGCCGGAGGAGCUGUGCCUGGCGCAUGAGUACCCGCACAAGGCACGCUUCCUGCACCACUUGGGCCUCCAGCCGCAACAUUCCCUGCACCGCCAGCAAGAAGUGGAAGCCGUGUGGCAAAUGGUCGUCCAGGAGCGGCUUCGUCGGUACCGCCAGGAGAGCAACGACCCCCUGGCCGUGAAGGUAUGCGAGGCCCUGGAGCAGCUGUUGGCGGCGAACAUCCACCACCAGCCGCCGCAGCCUGCCAACAGCUCCCUGUCAGUUCCUCUCCUGAAGGUCGCCUCGACGCCGCCGUCGCCGCAGGUGCGCGUGUCGCAGUCCUCGACGCCGUCGACGACCACCGCCACUACCACGUCGGCGGCCGUCGCCGCCACCGUGGCGUCGACGGCGGACACGGCCAUCACGACCACGGCUUCCACCACGACCGCGGUGGUGACGACAGCGGUGUCCAGUGCGCCCAUUGUCACGAGUGUGCCGCCGACGGUUAUGGUCUCGAGCAGCACUGCACCUUACAGCACAAACACCACCAACUUCUCGACCAAAGCUUUAACGGCUAGCAGAUGUAGUGGCAAGGCGCCCGUCAAGGACGCCGUUUUCAUCACUGCCGGACUGCCCGAGGAAGACCCAUUGCUGGCCGGCCUCCAGGGGGUGGACACCGUCAUCGAGCACUUCAUUAAAAAUGCACAAGCACAAGGAGGCAGUAACAAUUCAGCUCUCCUAGAACACAUAGAGGAAGUGCGCAGAAGCCAGCUCGCAGUGUGCCAGACGGCCCAGCUGGUGCAGGAACAGGUUGCCCAACUUGUUGCAUCUCGUGCUCAGCUCGAGGCCCACAGAUCGUCACUGCACCAUCAUCUGGCAGCUAUAACAUCCCUCAUAGCUAACAGUACCAAUCAUUCAACUACAACUACCACGGCUGCUUCAACUACUGGUACAGGUACCAUGCCUAAUGGUACAUCAGUAUUUGUCUCAGCUCCUGUAACUACCUCUACGCAGGGUGUAAGCAGUAGUAAUCACAACAUUGCACAGGGAAGCUCUACCACGAGUACCAAUACCACAUCCACAAAUACCAGUCCAGGGCACAGUCACCCCCUUCCACUCACCACGACGACCCCCACGCUGAUAGGCAGCCACCCUGUCGCAGCGGUUAUCAACAGGAGCUUGCAGUCUCUUGUGCCAACAGCCUCCGUCAUGUCCUGGGGUGGAUUAUCUUCUCCUUUCCUUAGUAGUACAAACAUUGCUUUCUCAUUAGAGAGUAAAGAUGGAGUAUUUUAUUCUCAAGUAACAAAUAAAGAAGGAAAUAAGGAUUUAAAAACGACUAUAUCUAGUGCAAAUACUUCAAAACCCAACAACAGAAUAACAGUGUCUCACGGAAAUGCCAAGACCUCCUCGAGUAAUCGUCACAGCUCCAGUAAGUGCCAUAAACAUGCUCUGACAGAAGCGACCAACGGAUCUCCAGCCAAAUUCAAUGGCAUCCCGACCAAUCUUCCAAAGCACAUCUUCAAGCCCCUGCAGCUGAGCGGGCCAAAUACCAGUGCUAACGCGGCCAAAAAGACCACGAAAACGGUCAGCUAUACCCAAGCCCCCAGCGUCACGGGAGGCCUUCCUCACCCGUCUGUGGCGCUCGUGGCACCCAGCACAACCGUGACGAGCCAGAACGGGUUGAUGCCUCUGCCGCUCAUCCACAACUCCACCAGUAAGCAUGGCAGAACCAACAAACCUCAGAUUGGCUUCACCCCGUACUCCAAAACCUCUCCUACCAAAGUACCACAAUCAUGGGUGUCAAAUUGAAAUUAUGUAUUGUACUGUAUUCAAAUCUCUAUUAAUAUAUAACCUAAAAAGCCUGUUUCAACCACAGGUCUCUGUUACAGAGUUUAAUUGAACCAUGUGAAUAUUUGCCUAGAGAUGGUUCCUCAAACAGUAUUCCAUGUUUUUAGCUCUGCCAAAGAUUUUUCUUCACCGUUCGUGUGAGGAUUUGAGCUGUUGGUAUGGGAUGUAUGCUUGUGAUGGUUGUAGCAUAAAUGAAUGGAUCUCACUAGUCAGGUAUAUUCCUAUUUUAGACCCCAUGGAGAUCUAGGAAUAGAAAACAUUUUUCAGCACUGAAGACAUGUGGAUAGUUUACAUUUCAUUACACCUGAUUUCCUCUGGAAACUGAAACUCACCCUGGAAAAGAUCUUCAAAAUAUGUUGUUAAGAAAGGAAGCUUUUGUAACAUUGUAGCCAGACUGCAAGGUAAAAGAUGAGUAAAUGCUAAGCUGGUCUUUUAUAUAACCCAGCCCGAUUUCUAUUGAUUUGGGUCGUUGGGCCCUGUAUGGUGUUGUAAAAGAUCCUGGUGAGUGCGCGUGAUGUGUGCCUCUCAUGAGUCAGUCCCAUGUCUGUUUCAUGAGUCAUCUUGUUUUAUGUCUAAUGAGUCAUCCCAUUUUCUUUAUCUCCUAUGGAAGUACUGUGAUGUCUGAAUCAGUAGCUUGAAUGUAGAUAAUGGCAGCCUAAUAUUUGCUAUAAUGAAUUCAGAUGUGGAUGCCAAAUUGCUGCCAUCACAAUUGUGUACUGACAGACCAAAUAUAUCACAUUUGUAUUUAUAAACCAAAUAAAAAAGGAAACACAAA
This is a messenger RNA of Penaeus indicus, 3323 nucleotides long. Its product is annotated as mucin-5AC-like. NCBI's taxonomy places the organism in Eukaryota, Metazoa, Arthropoda, Malacostraca, Decapoda, Penaeidae. The coding region runs from base 5 to 2509 and encodes 834 amino acids. The record is from RefSeq and is a predicted model, not a curated record. The transcript has 5 exons.